Molecule: messenger RNA, 426 nt
Organism: Ogataea haglerorum
Lineage: Eukaryota; Fungi; Ascomycota; Pichiomycetes; Pichiales; Pichiaceae
Exons: 1
Coding region: 1-426 (141 amino acids)
Biological process (GO): ribosomal large subunit assembly; translation
Cellular component (GO): ribosome; cytosolic large ribosomal subunit
Molecular function (GO): rRNA binding; structural constituent of ribosome
Source: RefSeq, a predicted model, not a curated record
AUGGCUCCAACAACUAAAGCUCAAGCCGCCAAAAAGGCUGCCCUCAAGGGUUCCAACUCGCUGAAGGCUAACAAGGUGAGAACUUCGACAACCUUCAGACUGCCAAAGACCCUGAAACUUGCCAGAUCGCCAAAAUACACCAAGUCUGUGCCUCACUACCCAAGAGCCGACUCUUACAAAAUCAUCGUCCAACCAGUCACCAGUGAGACUGCCAUGAAGAAGGUUGAGGACGGUAACACUUUGGUUUUCCAAGUUGACUUGAAGGCCAACAAGCACCAGAUCAAGCAAGCUGUCAAGGAGCUUUACGAGGUCGAUGUUGAGAAAGUGAACACUUUGGUGAGACCAAAUGGAACCAAGAAGGCUUACGUCAGACUCACUGCUGAUUACGAUGCUCUCGACAUUGCCAACAAGAUCGGUUACAUCUAA